Molecule: messenger RNA, 3281 nt
Organism: Salvia splendens (bonfire salvia)
Lineage: Eukaryota; Viridiplantae; Streptophyta; Magnoliopsida; Lamiales; Lamiaceae
Product: chromatin assembly factor 1 subunit FAS1-like
Exons: 12
Coding region: 382-2919 (845 amino acids)
Biological process (GO): nucleosome assembly
Cellular component (GO): nucleus; CAF-1 complex
Source: RefSeq, a predicted model, not a curated record
GCAAAAAUUUAGGCGGCAAAUAGAGAAUUAUUCCGCCAAAACUAAGCGGGAAGCCAGCAAAUCCACACACAUAACCCAAAUUCUCACUGCAAAAUCGAUUCACCGUGAGAGAAAUUGUGUUGGUCUUUCAUUCCACUCGAAUCUCAGAUUGGUUCCAAGUUAAAUUCAGAUGAUUUUCACUGAUUGGCGUCUUAAAAAUCUCACAGAAAGUGAAUCACUCGUUUAUAUUGCUUAAAAUAGUUUCUCGACACUUGAUUCGAGAGGUUAUAUGUAGUUUUUGCUUGAUUUUUGGCCCAAUUUAAAAAAGUUCGAGAUCUCCUUUUGUAUCUAUUGGGUGUAUUUUCUUGGUUGAAAAAAAAGACUAAUUCAUUGCAUCUAGCUAUGGCGGGAGUUGAGCCGAUGAAAAUCGACCCUGCGGCGGAUGAAAUGAAGCGGAAAUCGGACGGUUCGGACCAGAAGAAGAGGCCACAGAAAAGGAAAAGGUUGGAGCCAUGUUUGUACGCUGUAAGCCCGGGUGAGAAACAGGCGAAAAUCGACGCAUUGCGCGGUGAAAUCAAUAGCCUUGUUAGAUUUGGUAAAGAUUUAGCGUGUAGAAGCAGAGAGGUAUUGGUCGAAAAUGUGGAGAAAGUAGGGUUUUCUUCUGCUCCUCUGAAUAGUGUGAUUGCGUGUUUAAUGGAGGAGAGCGAUCUUCCAUUGUCGACACUCGUGGAUGAAAUAUUUGAGAAAGUUAAGGGUAGGAUUGGAAAUGGCGACACUGUUACUAGAGCUAGUGUGAAGAGUAGUGUGCUUAUGAUUGGGCAGAGAUUGUGUUAUGGUGUGGCUAGUGCAGAUGCAGAUCUUUUAGAGGAUGAGGCGGAGCAUGCUCUUUGGUUUUGGGAGACUAGAGACUUGAAACUGAUCCCAAAUUCAGAGCGUGCAUCAGUGAAAGUUCGCCGUACUUGCCGGAAAAAAACUCAGGAGAGAAUUGCAGCUGUUACAGCAAUGAUUAGUGCCCUUGAAAAGCCAGAGGACCAUCCAAAUCGCCCGCAGGAUUUGGCAAAAGCUUUGGAAAAGAUUGGUAAAGUUCUAAAUGAGACAGAUAUUCGGAUGUUAAUGCAGAACUUGUCACAGAAAAAUGCUGCUGAAAUGGCUGAGAAAGAAGUCAAGAAAGAUGAAAAAAUGUUAAUCAAGCAAAUGGAGAAGGACAAACAAGAAAUGGAAAAGGCAAAGAAGAAGAGAGAGAGGGAACUUCAGAAGGAAAUGCUGCAGAAUGAAAAAGAACAGAAGCGCUUGCGAGAAGAGGCAGAGAAGGAGGAAAGGCGCCGUGAGAAAGAAGAAAGUGACAUGCAGAAACAACUGCGGAGGCAGCAAGAGGAGGCAGAGAAAGAUAAAAAACGCAAGGCCAAAGAAGAAGCUGAACUGAAAAAGCAACUUGCCGUUCAGAAACAAGCAUCAAUGAUGGAGCAGUUUCUUAAAAGAAAGAAAUCUACUUCUUCUCAAAAUGACAGUUCUUCAAACAAAGCCACCACAUCUAUGCCAUCUCCAAACCUGGUUGAACUAGAAUCUGAAACUGUUACAGAAAAGAUGGACUCUAUUUUGGUUGGAAAUGCUGAAAUUGAGGCCAAAGCUAUCUGGAAGUCACACUUGAAUUCAUGGCGCCACAUCGGAAACUCUAUUCGUUCAAAGAAAGUUCACUGGGGCAUGCGUCAGAAGCCUAAGACUGAGCUGGUCAAGGAACUUAAGCUUACAACUAACACUGAAAUACCUAGUGAUGAGCUCCAAGUUGAAGAGAAGAAUGUGGAUGGAUCAACUGACCUCAAUAUUCAUGGAAGACAGUCUCAAAUUACCAUCGACCGGCCUCUUUCUCAAAGCCAAAAGAGAAAACGCAGUAAGCAGCUAUUGCAAUUUGAUAAGAGCCACAGACCUGCAUUUUAUGGUGUUUGGCCCAAAAAAAGUCAAGCUAUUGGAGGGCGCCACCCUUUGGCAAAGGAUCCAGAUAUAGACUAUGAGAUUGACAGCGAUGAGGAGUGGGAAGAGGAAGAACCUGGUGAAAGCCUAUCUGACUGUGAGAAGGACGAGGAGGAUGAAAGCAUGGAUGAGCAGCAAAAGGUUGAUGAUGAAGAUGAAAGUGAAGAUGGAUUUUUUGUUCCAGAUGGUUAUCUCUCGGAAAGUGAGGGAGUACAGGCUGAUGAGAUGGAAUGUGAUGAACUAGUCGAGGAAGCGAGAGAUCAUCCUGACAUCAAAGAGCAAGUACAGAGUGAAGAAUUUUGCUCCCUGCUCCGACAGCAGAAGUAUUUGAAUAAUAUGACAGAGCACGCGCUUAAAAAGAAUCAGCCCUUGAUCAUAUUAAAUCUUAUGCAUGAAAAGACCACAUUGUCACCAGCUGAAGAGCUAUCUGGUUCAGAGAAACUCGAAAAAAUGUGCUUGCAAGCUCUUUGUAUCCGUCCUUUGUUUGAUUUCCCCGCAACAGAAAUAUCAAUUAAUAACAAUGAGGUAGAUGAGGAUUUAGAAUCUUUACCAAACAAAUCAACUCCAACACCUUCAACUGCUGCUGCUGGUAUACCUGAUUCAGACUUGCCUCAGAUUAUUUCCAUCAUCAAUUCAUGUCCACAUGGCAUUGCAAAACUAUCCGAUGCUCUACAUAAUACGUUCCCGGCUUUUUCAAAAUCUCUACUGAGAAAAAAAGUCCGCGAAAUAUCAGAUUUCUCAGAAAAUCGUUGGCAGGUCAAGAAAGAAAUCUUGAACAAGUUUGGCAUAUCUAUAUCACCAGAAAGGAAGUCUCUCAAGGCAAAGGGCAUAGCCUCAUUCUUCUCAAAAAGAUGCUUGCCUCCAUCUAAGAAUACCACUAUGAAUGUGAGCCUGACAUUGCCUCAGCUGCCACAGAAACAUGCAGCAGCUAUUGCCUCCUCAGAGCAGGACUGCUUGAACGAGCAACGGUGAAUGGGAAUAGGGUAUUUCUUUCUUCUGCUUUUGCCCAUUGCAUGUGUAAAUUAGGUAGUGAUCCAUCAUUCUGUGUUUGGUGACAGUUUCUGCUUUUCGAAAGUGAACUAUGUGCUAGAAAUAGUGUAGAGCAGGUAUGCAUAGAGUGAUGAUGCUCAUGGUUUCGAAACUGCCGGUUCUGGUUCGUUACUGCUGGUUCGGUUAAAACUGAGCAACACUAGGUAUGCAUAGGGAUUGUUUGGGAGGAUAGAAAAUGAAUUGAGUUGAGUUUAAUAAUACUCUCUAGUAUACUAGUAUCGCUUUUGGAGUUCAAUUUUCUUGUUAUUCUUUGAGUUUGGGAUCUUAUUAAGCAUUUUGCAAAA